CUUUGCACCAUUUUUGGAGUUUUGUUUGUCAACAUUGAACUCAUAAAACAGGUUUGUUUGAUUUCUUGUAAAUCCAGAUCUCGACCUGAUUUCAGAAGAAACGUUUCAAGAGAUGGGCAGCCAAAGAAAGAGUGUAGGCCUUCAUUUGGUGGGGUCGUCUGUCCUGUACUUGCUGCUUGCUGUUUUUCUGCAAGAUGCCAUCAUUCCAAGCAAGUUCCCGGUCGGCGUUUGGGCCUCCGGAGACCACUGGAACGAAUGGGAACCUUGGGACUCGUGUGAUAAGACCUGCGGCGGCGGUUCUCGCGUCCGUUGGCGCGAAUGCGUGCAGGCGAGUGGCGAGGGACUCGGCACGGACUGUGGAGCGGGCGACUUCAUGGAAGUGGACGAAACCUGUGGAAGUUCACCAUGCGCUGGAGGAGGAGGAGGAGGAGGCGGAGGCGGUUAUUCAAACGCUGGGCCGCCCCCACCACCCCCACCCCCACCAAGACAACCCCCACCCCCACCAAGACAAGGACAACCACCUCCACCUCCACCACCCCCACGAUACGAUCAGCCAGCACCGCCACCACCACCGGUCUACGAGGAUAACAUGAUCGACAACGCCGGGUACGGGAACGGACCAGGUGGCAAUAUAGGUGGCGGUGGCUACGGCAACUCGCCUCGGCUUGGAGAGCUGGACACUGACUUUGAUAACGACUUCCCCUUACAAGAUACACGUAGUUUGGGUGGGGGCGGCGCAAGUGGGGUUUUACCUCAGAGACUCAUUGUAUUUUGCCACCUCGUGAUUUCGCUGUUUCUCUUGAGUUUAUAAAACACUGAUUCAAAUGCGUCGAUAAUCAUUUCGUAUCAUCACGAAACAGG
Messenger RNA from Patiria miniata (bat star), 861 nucleotides. Its product is annotated as properdin-like. The transcript has 3 exons. NCBI's taxonomy places the organism in Eukaryota, Metazoa, Echinodermata, Asteroidea, Valvatida, Asterinidae. The record is from RefSeq and is a predicted model, not a curated record. The coding region runs from base 113 to 811 and encodes 232 amino acids.